AUUAUAAAAUGAGAUGAGCUCCAUUGAUGCUCUAGUGUUCAGCAAAGUGCACAAUCAUAAGUCACCAUGAAAGUCUUCAUCGUUCUUAUUGCUUGCCUUGUUGCAUCUGCAUACUCAAGGCAAGUGAUUGUAAGAUAUGUCGAUCCUGAAGCAAUCAGAAUCCAUCCUGAAGUGAUCAGAAUUCAACGACCACUGAUAGAUCCCGUACCGCCAAAAAGGAGCUUCUUAGGCGAAGCUUUCAACCAAGUGGGAGAAUUAGCAGCCGAUACUGUUGAUACUGCAGGAAGAAUUGCACAGGGUAUUGUCGAAGUGCCAGCUACAUUGGUAUCCAAAACCGUUGAAGAAGCUGGAAAAGGUGCUGCCAAAGCUCUCAGAGAAACUGGCAAUGUAGCUGCAAGAGCUGUAGAACAUGUUGAACAUGGAAUUGACAAUAUGUUCAGCGGAUGGGACUAAUAAGCCGAAAUUUUAAUAUUUCUUUAUUUGAUUAUUUUAAUCGAUCCAUACUAAUAUAUGUUUAUACCUGAAGCUUAACAGAAAUAAACGAUAUUAUUAAUAUUGA
Harmonia axyridis is the source of this 559-nucleotide messenger RNA. RefSeq lists its product as uncharacterized. NCBI's taxonomy places the organism in Eukaryota, Metazoa, Arthropoda, Insecta, Coleoptera, Coccinellidae. The transcript is spliced from 5 exons. Bases 67 to 453 code for a protein of 128 amino acids. The record is from RefSeq and is a predicted model, not a curated record.